Molecule: messenger RNA, 931 nt
Organism: Paramecium octaurelia
Lineage: Eukaryota; Ciliophora; Oligohymenophorea; Peniculida; Parameciidae
Source: the annotation of a GenBank genome assembly
AUGGAUGAAUAAUAAAAUUGCCUUAUAUGCCUAUCUACUUUUUCGAUGACUGAAAUUCAAUAGUUCCCAAUCUGCCAACAUGCUUUUUGUAAGCAAUGUUUAAAAACUUAAUAUGAAUAAAGUAUAAGAGAAUAAAAAGUUUAACUUAAGUAUUUCGCAUGCUCUUAUUGUAACACUCAGCUUGACAAUAAUUAAUGGAUAUAAAGCAUAAUUAGUUCAGAUUUUUAUACACAAUAUUGUGAACUUUUAAUUAAACAAAACCUUAUAGAAUAUUUGAUUGAUGACGAAAUUCUUGUAGCAUGUAAGAAUUAAUCUUGCUCAUAUAAAUUUAUGAUAUGGAAAUUUGCAGGUUACUAUAUAGAUAUCAUUUAAGAUCAUCAAAAGUGUCCGGUUUGUAAACAAUAACAUUGCAGAAAAUGCAAUCAUGAUCAUUUAGUUGAAAUCUCUUGUGAUUAAGCAUUAUUGCUUUAAGAAGGUAGUUAUAUAGAAAAAAAGAAAAAAUUACAGAUUAGUAGAUGUCCAAAAUGUAAAAUCUUAGUUGAAAAAAUUGCAGGCUGCAAUUUUAUGACUUGUAAAUGUGGUACUUAUUUUUGUUAUAAAUGCGAUGAAUAAUUAAUAAAAGAGGUAAAAUUAUAGUAAUAAGAAGGAUCAUCAAAAGCAUUAUUAAUAAAAUAAAUGCAAAGCCUUGCAAAAUAAGUAAAAGGUAAAUCCUAUCCUUAAAGAAAGAAAAAAAUUCAGAAUAAUCAGUAUAGUUGAUUAUAUUCCAUGUUUUGUUUGUUAGGGGGUCACUGAAGCUUUGAUCGAUAAACUAAUUUACUAAUGCAAUUCAGAAAAAUGUAAGGGAUCAUGUUAUUGUAUAAAAUGUUUUUGUCAACUCAGAGUGUAAAAUAUCCCUGAUCAUUUAGAAAAUAUGAAUUGUUUAUAAAAAUGA